GGCAAAUCCAAUAAUAUGCAUGCGGCUAGAAAUUCUCUGUUGACGUGUACUCUACCACUUUAAACCCAAUUCACACCAUGAGUCCAUUAAAAUUUCUUUGAUUUGAUUUGAUUUGAUGUACUGGUUUUGAUUGAUUCAUAUUCAUAUAUUCUCCAUCGAAGCCCAAUCAUUGAUUCCAAUUUUCUGAAAUGUCUUUCAUGCACACGUUCUUCGGCCCUGAGGAAGCCAAGGUCGGCAAGUGGGAGAAGGCAAGAUAAGAAAACAAACCCAAAUUUCUCGUUUCUCUUUUGAUCAGGCAUGUCGACGAGUAUCAUCGGUGAUGAUUCGAAAAUUACAGGGAAAAAUGAGGUUGAUUUUGUUGAAUGCGAUUGCUGCGGAUUGACAGAGGAAUGCACCCUGUCUUAUAUAGAGACAGUACGCGAGCGUUAUAAAGGAAAAUGGCUUUGUGGGCUAUGCGCAGAGGCAGUGAACGAUGAAGUUUUACGUUGCGAAAAGCAAAAAUUGAUAAGCCCAGAUGAGGCUAUGGCUCGCCAUUUCAGCUUCUGCCAGAAGUUUAGGUUCGCCGGGCCACCGCCGGAUCCAACCCGGCAUUUGAUCACUGCUAUGAGACAGGUAUUGAGAAAGAGUUUGGAGAGUCCCAAGUUGAUAAGGUCGAUGCCAAGCAGUCCCACGAAGUAUGUUGACAUGAAACUCAACGGGUUGACUCGGUCGGAGAGCUGUAUUCCGAGUCUGUCCGAUGUCGAUGCAUCGGUUUGUUUUGGAAUGGAUGAAGAUUGUGAAUAGCCAGCCAGAUGGUAAAUUCUGAAA
Messenger RNA from Olea europaea var. sylvestris, 807 nucleotides. RefSeq lists its product as uncharacterized. The coding region runs from base 298 to 783 and encodes 161 amino acids. Lineage: Eukaryota; Viridiplantae; Streptophyta; Magnoliopsida; Lamiales; Oleaceae. The transcript has 2 exons. The record is from RefSeq and is a predicted model, not a curated record.